Molecule: messenger RNA, 3918 nt
Organism: Harpegnathos saltator (Jerdon's jumping ant)
Lineage: Eukaryota; Metazoa; Arthropoda; Insecta; Hymenoptera; Formicidae
Product: neprilysin-4
Exons: 17
Coding region: 501-3452 (983 amino acids)
Biological process (GO): protein processing
Cellular component (GO): plasma membrane
Molecular function (GO): metalloendopeptidase activity
Source: RefSeq, a predicted model, not a curated record
UGUGAAUUACUUCCCGUGCAAAUGCCGCUCGGUAGAUUUGUGAUUCGUACUACAUAAGCGCGCACUCGACGCGCACUACGUGCACGUUAACGCUCGUGCCUUCGAUCGGCCGCAUGUCAUUCGUCGUUUGACCGCGUGCGGGAUCUGUUCCGAUCUGCGUAUUUCGUAACUCGUCUCGUCCACACACAGGCUUAAUUCGAGUCGUGCGCGAUAUGUCAACCGUGUUGUCACAGUCUUUCUUCCGCCAAAAUAUAAAAUUUGCCGUUUCGCUCCGUCUCGCCGGCCGAGCAAAAGCAACGGCCGUUGAAGAGUGAUCUUAGGAAGUGCGGAAUGGCGAUGGUUCCUCGAUUCGCUUCAACGACGGUGGUGAUAACGACGACGAUUUCUUCAACAGCGGUGGACCGUGUCCGUCAUGCAGACUGGCGAUUAACCAGGAAACCGGUAGACUCAAAUGUUGCGGGACGGGCGGGAACGAGACGCGACGCUUUCGCGUUAAGCUAAUGCUCCUAAUGAUACCUGCCGUCUUGUUGCCGAUCACCAUAACGUUGAUCGCCCUGUCGCGGCUUCAAGGCACGAGCAAGGUCUCUGAAUCGCUCCGAAUGCACGAUCCCUUCUCAACACAAUGGAUUUCUCAUAAUGGAAUGCACAGGCAUCAGGAGCGGAAGAUGGAGGCUGAUAUUUCCUGGCCCACCGGUCACAACGACGUUCCGCCUGCGGCAGAAGAGGCCGAAAAGCACGAGGGUCGAAUUCCACUUGUCGGUAUGAAAACGAGUUACGAGCCUGUAAACGCGCAUCCGUCGCUCCAACGACGCAAGAGAAACACCGACGGGGUAUUUAAUCUCCGAAAGAGUCGGACAAGGGACGGAUCAGGCAUGUCUCGCGCCUCACAUGGAGAAUUAGACAAUCGAACAAUGUCCUUAUUACGCGCAUAUGGCCAUUUAAAUAACGGCGAAUUGACAGGUUCCGUCUCCUCAAGGGAGGAGGAGGGAUCGGAAGGGAGAAACGAUGAUGGGGCGGCCUCGGAGAGCGUCAAUUACCUCAAUGAGACAAAGUAUACGCAGGUGGAGCAGGAUGGCGACAAGAUCGAGAGCAACGAUACGCAGGAGGAUCUUGAAGAGACGGACAAUUUUUUAGGCGAUUACUAUCCGGAAGUGGAAAUUGACGAUACCUAUUACGAAAGCAGCGGUAGCAAGGAUUAUUAUUCCGAAAAGAGAGGAGGAGAAGGCAUAUUGUCGUUCGACAGUGCGAAUGAGAAAUCGCCGGGGACGAAUCAAGAGGACAAUGGUGCAUUCUCCCUUUCCAUCAACGAAACAACCGAAACAUGGUCAUCGGCGGCCGAUGAACGCGACAAGAUCGACGACCACAAGAGUGAUGACGCUCCCGAUCUUCGUAUCUUCUGGAGAGACGAGGGAAAUGCCAGGAGUAUCAGAGAGUCCCGAGCUCGGAUGAUGUUGAAAUACAUGGAUAAGACUGUGGAUCCGUGUCAGGAUUUCUAUCGAUAUGCUUGCGGUAACUGGGCAAAACGUAAUCCUAUUCCAAAGGACAAAGCCGGUUACGAUACCUUUGAGAUGCUCCGGGAAUCGUUGGAUUCUGUACUGAGAGAAUUGCUAGAGGACCCUAUACCGCACGAUGUCGCUCAAUCGAACGCCGAUGAUGCUACGAUCAAGGCGAAGCAUCUGUUUAAAAGUUGCAUGAAUUACGAGAUCUUGGAACAGCGUAUGGAACAACCGUUAAUUCAGCUUUUGGACCAACUUGGCGGCUGGCCGAUACUGAGGCCAGAUUGGAAUUCAGACAAGUUUGACUGGCUUCUUUUGACCGCGCAACUUCGACUGUACAAUAACGACGUAUUGAUUUCGGAAUGGGUAGGCCCAGACAUUAAAAACAGCGACAAAUACGUGAUACAGUUUGACCAAACAUCGCUCGGCCUUCCGACCAGGGAUUAUUUUCUUCAACGAUCCAACACAGUGUAUUUAGAGGCUUACAAAGAAUAUCUGAUCAAAGUUGCGACUUUACUCGGUGCAUCCUUGGAUAACGUGACUGUACAAGCUGAAGAACUGAUCAAAUUCGAGACACAGCUCGCAACGAUUACGUCGUCACCCGACGAGAGACGAAACUUCUCGGAGCUUUAUCAGCGAAUGAGUAUUGGCGAACUGAGGACGCUCGUGCCGCAAAUUGAUUGGCGUCGUUAUUUGUCGAUCGUUUUGGCCAGAUCGGUUAACUAUUCCGAACCAGUUGUCGUGUUCGCGUUGCAAUAUAUUCAAGAUUUGGUUGUCUUACUUUCAAAGACACGGCCUAGAACAGUGGCGAAUUACAUACUGUGGAGAUUUGUGCGGCACAGAGUGAAUAAUCUGGACGAUCGUUUCCAGGAAGUGAAACAAAAAUUUUACUACAUUCUGUUCGGCAGGGAACAGGCGCCAUCAAGAUGGAAGAACUGUGUUACUCAAGUGAAUUCCAACAUGGGUAUGGCAGUCGGUUCAAUGUUUGUCAAGAAAUAUUUCGAUGAAAACAGCAAAAACGACACAUUAUCGAUGACUCGGGAGAUACAACGAUCGUUCAGGGAAUUACUCGAUAAAACCAAUUGGAUCGACGACGAGACAAAGAGCUUGGCGACUGAAAAAGUAAACGCCAUGUCGUUGAGGAUCGGCUAUCCAGAUUUUAUCUUACAGCCAUAUCUACUCAACGAACGUUACAAAGAUGUUAUUAUUCGCCCGGACAAAUAUUUCGAGAACACUCUGAAUAUCUUGAAACACUUGACCAGACUCGAACAGGAUCGUCUCGGCAAUGUCGUCAAUAAAACUCUGUGGAAUACCGCUCCAGCAGUUGUGAACGCUUACUAUAGUCGCAACAAAAAUCAGAUAAUGUUUCCAGCGGGCAUAUUACAGCCCCCCUUUUAUCACCGAUUUUUUCCACGGAGUUUAAAUUACGGCGGAAUCGGCGUUGUGAUUGGACACGAGAUUACGCACGGAUUUGACGAUAAAGGUAGACUGUUCGAUAAGGACGGCAACCUCCAUAGGUGGUGGAAAGACGAGGCUAUAAAUGGCUUUCAUCGGCGAGCUCAAUGCCUCAUCGAUCAAUACGCCCGUUAUACGGUGGCGGAAGUUGGAAUGCAGAUAGACGGAGUCAACACGCAAGGUGAAAAUAUCGCCGAUAACGGCGGUAUCAAGCAGGCGUUCAGGGCGUACGAGAGGUGGUUACGCCUGAAUCAAGAGGAGGACGAGACGUUGCCUGGAAUGAGCGCGACCGGCAAACAGUUGUUCUUUUUGAAUUUUGCUCAAGUUUGGUGCGGCUCGAUGCGCCCCGAGGCAACUAGAAAUAAACUGAAAACAGCCGUACACUCGCCCGGUAAGUUUCGUGUGAUUGGUACGCUUUCGAAUUCGAAGGACUUUGCUCAAGUGUUCAACUGUCCCCUCGGUUCACCUAUGAAUCCAGUGAGCAAAUGCUCGGUAUGGUAGCUCUACGCCGAUACGAUUUCGAUCGUCAUCGUGUCGUUUUUUCACGUUCGACAGUCAUUCGAAGCGUGGCUUCAGCGGCUUAUGACGCGCGGAACAGUGUAAACGCGUGCGCUUCCUGGCGUAUUUCCUGGCGCAAGACAUAUGCAAUUGCAAUUUAGAAAUAGUCUAUGUGCAAACGCUAUGUACGUACGCAUUUACACCGCGUAUUAUCGCGCCAUCAUUGAGAUACGUACAUACGUUAGCGUCUCUCUCGCGCGCUCGCAAUUUGUCUUAUUUUCAUCGUCAUCAUUCGAUCUUUUUCGCGAUACAAUACCGCUGUAACACAAUAUAACACUCCGUUCUUUCGUUUUUUUGCGAAGCAUGAGCGACAGCACCUCCUCUUUCGAAACAGAUCCUUCAUUCUCACGAUGCUCACAGAGACAUUGAGAAAAUCAAACAUCAUCUUGCUUGUUGCUCGUGUUACACA